Molecule: messenger RNA, 4390 nt
Organism: Oryzias melastigma (Indian medaka)
Lineage: Eukaryota; Metazoa; Chordata; Actinopteri; Beloniformes; Adrianichthyidae
Product: multidrug and toxin extrusion protein 1
Exons: 18
Coding region: 158-1984 (608 amino acids)
Biological process (GO): xenobiotic detoxification by transmembrane export across the plasma membrane
Cellular component (GO): membrane
Molecular function (GO): antiporter activity; xenobiotic transmembrane transporter activity
Source: RefSeq, a predicted model, not a curated record
GCAGAACAUGUUUUGCGACAGCCAGCACAGUGUGUGUCUGCGGUCGCUGCAGGGCCGAGGUAUUCACAGCCCAGCUCCGGAGGUCACAUUCGCCCGGCGCCGCAGCAGCUCCAGAACAUUGCAUUCCCCUUGAAUUUCCUGCAUCAUACAUAAGAAGAUGACUGACAGAACAAAUGCUUCCUUGGAAAAGUCUUCAUCGGCACCUGGAGCUGCAGGCAUGGAGGGGCCCAGCGACAAGAUUUUUCGCUGCAGGUGGGUGCGUAACAAAGUUCCCAUGGCCCACAGAGAGGAGCUGUACCAGAUUCUGAGGAUGACGGGGCCUCUGCUGCUCGCUAGAAUCCUCCAUUAUCUGCUUCCUUUUGUGGUUACAAUGUUCUGUGGGCGCCUGGGAAAUGAUGUCAUGGCUGGCUACGGAUUAGCUUCUGCAACCCUGAAUGUUACCUCAGCAGCUACAGGAUUUGGUCUCGCUUUGGCAUGUGACACACUGGUCUCCCAGACAUUUGGGGGCAGGAACCUACUGCGGGUGGGAGUAAUCCUUCAGCGUGGCAUCCUCAUCCUGCUGUUGUUCUGCCUGCCCUGCUGGGGGCUCCUCAUUAAUGCUCAGGCCAUCCUGUUAUGCCUGGGCCAGGACCCAGUGGUUGCCAGAAUAGCACAACUUUAUAUCACAGCCUACCUUCCAGCAGUACCAGCCAUGUAUCUACAUCAUCUUCAAGUUUCUUAUCUACAGAACCAGGGUAUAAUUAUGCCACAAAUGUACGCCGCUGCUUUGGCUAACAUAGCAAAUGUGGCCACGAACUACAUCUUUAUUUACUGCCUCGAUCUGGGGGUUGUUGGAUCUGCAGCCGCCAACACUUUGUCUCAAGUUUACAUCUGCGUGUUUCUGUUUGGUUAUAUCUGGUGGAAAAAGCUCCAUGCGACGACAUGGGGAGGUUGGUCUGUUGAAUCCCUGCAGGAGUGGGGCUCCUACAUGAAACUGGCCAUCCCCAGCACAUUAAUGACUUGUUUCGAGUGGUGGGUAUACGAGUUUGGGGGAUUCUUUGCAGGAAUGCUGAGUGAAGAGGAACUGGCCGCCCAGCAUGCAGUAAUAAUGGUGGCUUUUUUGACCUAUAUGUUCCCUCUUGGCAUUCAAGCUGCUGCUUGUGCGCGGGUGGGUAAUGCUCUUGGGGCAGGAGACACAGCCAGGGCGAUUCUCAGCAGCAAGCUAUCGCUCACUCUUGCAGGUUGCUUUGCAAUCGUUGAGGGUCUUGUGCUUGGCUCUACAAAAUCAGUGAUUGGGUUCAUUUUCACAUCUGAUGAGAGGAUUGUUGGCCUGGUCUCCCACUUGAUGAAUGCUUACUGUUUUCUUCAGUUUUUUGAUGGUCUAGUGUGUGUGUGCACAGGAAUCUUCUUGGGCACAGGAAAGCAGAAAAUACCAGCUGUGGCUCAUCUUAUUGGAUACUACUGCAUUGGUUUGCCACUGUGUGUGACUCUGAUGUUUGUCGCAAAACUGAGGAUUCUAGGUUUUUGGCUAGGACUACUCAUUUGUGUUAUACUGCAAUCUACCUUCUACAUUGUUGUUAUCUUCAAGCUGAACUGGGAGAAAAUGACUGAAGAGGCAGUGAAACGGGCUCAGAAAAACACUCAGUUGGCACUUUUAGAUGCAGACGCUCUGUUGGACAAUACUGGUACCAACACCAGACGGCCAUCAAACAAUGGAAACUCAGUUGAAGGCUAUGUGCCAGUGACAACUGAGAACAAUGACGGAAAACUAGAGGUAUCUGACAGGCGUGCAGUCCCCCAGGAAAGACGAGGCCGACUCUCCAGCAGCCAGCUGAUCCUCAGGAGAGGCAUCACUGUGUUUGCAGCACUGGGCCUUCUUGGUGUGGGCAUAAUUGUGCAUUUCCUCGUGCCUUUACCGGAGACCCAGUUUACAAAGGCCAACACAACAGAGGGCUGGAUCAAUACAACAUAUGCUCCCAGCCAAUAUUUCUCCACUGUGCAAUAGAUGAGACAACAACUUCAGUCAAUCCUUUUUUGCAGUUGUACUUCUGAAAUGAUUUAUUCAUAAAUUUAUAAUGAAUGUAGCAUAUUUUUAAAUGUCAUCAUUAUGCCAAAAAAAUUUGAUGAUUGAAUAAUUUAAACUGUAGUAUGCAAAUUAUUUAAUAAUAGAUUUUUUUACUAGAUUUUUUGUGCGAUUUUUCUGUCAGCUUGUAUAAUAAAAUGAGAUAAUUAUGGAUUUGUGAUCACUAAAAUUUAUCCUGAUAAUACUGUCUUGAAAAUGACUUAUUUUCCAUUAAAAGGUUUUUGGAUUGUUUUUGGAUUGUUGGGCCAUGCUAACAACUCAAAAGAUUAACCCUUUAAUACCUGAAUUUAUUUCUGACUAUAUCAAAAACUUCUCCGGUGUUUUUCCGUUCAAGGUUAUUCUAAAUUAAUUUAUGGUUUGUUGUGAGUUAGUGACAUACGGCGUGAAGUAAAUACGGCGUUAAUAGUUGCGUUAAUAGUUACUCUUAAUGUAAUUUUGGAUUUUUGUGAUAUAUAUGUAUUUUUUUCAGACAUUAAAAAUCUAAACAAUAGCAGACAGCAACACCCCCCCCCCCCAUCCCCAGGCAACCUACAAAACAUACAGAAACAGUAUUUAAUUCUCAUUAAAAAAAAGAAGGAAAACAAAACACACACGACUACAUCAACAAAAUACAGAUGUUCCAGGCCAUAGAUUUAUAUAUUAUACAUUGGUUAAAGUAUAUAGAUGAUUAGUUCAAAACUCCCAUGGUUUGAUACUGGAGUGAAAAAGAUAUUUUAAUUUAAAGAAACAGUCUAGGGUCGGGUAUGAUUCCCCUCUGCAAAUCAAAUGGCUUUCUCUUGUAUUAAUAUAUUUAAAACACAAGAAAACAACAACUAACCCAAGUUAAGAGAUUAUUUCCAAACAUUUCUUCACUUUGUAUCUGGAAAAAAACAAUUCUGUUCAGUUCGGUUAUAGUGUGGUGGUGCAUGUAUGUGAAAAUUGUGGCAGACACGCGUUGGAACUCAGGAGACCACAAUCCUACCGCCUUGAUACUGAUGGACGAGGAAUAAUGCAGGUCAGAGUCACUUUGCUGAUGUCCUCGACAUUAUGGACCACCAUCCACUAUCUUUGACCGUCUCUCCUCCUCACGCGAUGCUAGCUCCACAAUGCUAGCUCCCCUGCUAGCUUUUCUGUGUAAGUCCCCCAAACUCAAUCCGACUGACAUCCACUUUAUCUCCAGCCCAGUAAGCCGUCAACCCAUUUCUUAUUUUUAUGUUGGUGAAGAACAAAAACAGAAUCACCUUUUCUUCUCGACACGACUCUCUCUCUGGCCUCUUUUCUCUUUUUCGCACCAUCCCCCUGCCACCUGUUAGCACCCACACAUUUCAAAAUAAAACUCUGAACAAUAAACGAUUGAUAUUAAAACAAAAUACGCACAACAUAACUUAUUAAUAUAAAACAGGUUAUUAAACUUUGUUUAAUGUUGAUGCAGUGACAACGUGAUAGUGUCGUUGAUCACAUAAAUGUACUGUAUUUUUUGGCUAGUUACGGAAUUUAUAUAUUUGAACUUAAAAAUAUGACAAUCUAAAUAUUUCUUAAAAUUUUUAAAGUCAGAAUAGAAAUGUUUUAUUAUCAUUAGUAGGUUUAUCAAGUUGUCCAACUCAGGAUUUAAUGUGAUUUUGGUGCAUUUUCUUGUCUUUGUUCCACAAUCUGUCUUGUGUCUACUUUUGCUGACUUACCUGGACACUAGCAAAAUCAUUUUUUUUAUAAUUCAGAAAAUAGCGAAGACCAAUUUUAAGAUAUUUUGUUUCAAACAUGAAUGAAUUAAUGGCUUCGCUUGAAAGCAUUUUUUUUUCUCCAGUAUGGUAAGCCACAGGGUCUACUGAGAACUGGACCACAUCCUGUGGAUGACAGGGCCUCUGGUAAGGACCGGGACUGUUCUCAUGAGCUUUUGAGUCUGCAAGUAAAAGUGUUUAUUGUGAUUUCACCAACAAUAAUAAUAAAAAAAAGAUUUAUGAUAGUUUUAAUAGAUUUGAGGGAACACAAAGCCAGAUCCUAACCCCAAAUCUGGGUUGGUAGGCUUCAGCAAAGAAGUGUCUGUAACUAAUACGAAUGUGUUUGAACACACUUGUUGUGACAAGACUAAUGGCAGGGGCCAUUAGGUGCAACAUGUGUUUGCUAAAAUCUCAUUAGUGGACUGGUAGGUGUUUCACUUCACUCUGGCAGUUUCUGCAGCCUUUUUGGAUCUUUAUAAAGCUGUUUCCAUUUUUAGUUACAAUGUUCUGUGGGCGUCUGGGAAAACAAAUAAUCCAGCUGCAGAUAAAAUCGAGCAGUAACUACAGUACAACAAAAUUUAGAUCAUUUUCUCAGAAACCUUGUUAAAGGGAAUAAUAGUAAAAAAAAAAAAAA